Messenger RNA from Cimex lectularius (bed bug), 1009 nucleotides. Its product is annotated as tonin-like. Gene Ontology annotation, molecular function: serine-type endopeptidase activity. NCBI's taxonomy places the organism in Eukaryota, Metazoa, Arthropoda, Insecta, Hemiptera, Cimicidae. The record is from RefSeq and is a predicted model, not a curated record. Bases 34 to 972 code for a protein of 312 amino acids. Gene Ontology annotation, biological process: proteolysis. The transcript has a single exon.
AUAUGUUUAUAAUGUUUAUUUCCAAAUGUUCUCAUGUUUACGAAUUUUUUUCCACGUCAAUUAUCAUGUUCAUCAAGAAAACUUGCGGUUUUCUUUAGACUGUGCUCGUGGAUUCUUUUUCUGUUGUUGGUUUGCAGUGUGAUCGGAGAGAAAAAGCAAGAAUCCAAGAUAAUCGGUGGACGCAGAGCUCAGGAGGGAGAAUUUCCGUAUGUGGUAUGCAUACGAGGUCAGUUCCUAUGCGGCGGUGUACUUUUGGAUUUGAAGUCGGUGCUGACUGCGACCCGUUGCUUUUAUCGUGCGAAUGCGGUGGUGACUUUGAGCAAAGUGCAAGUAGUCGCCGGUACCAUCAAUCUACGUGAUUCGAUUGCACAGACAAUCGGAGUGUCGUCCUUCUUUCCACAUGUUAAUUUUACGGCAGAAAAAACCAACACUUCCUACCACACCGUGCACGACAUCGGUAUUGCACGGUUACUGUAUUCGUUCGAAGAGAAUCCGAAUCUGAAACCUUAUUCGAUAUUUCCCUUUCAUUCGGCAGAAGAGAUGGAAGCUUCGUUUCGUGAAACUCAAAAAGCCGGCUCAAGAUGUUGGACGAUGGGCUUCGGAUUGAAAGGAACCAGGAAAUUAGCAUAUUUCUUGCAAGUUAUCGAGAUAACUAUGUUGCCUGAUGAGGAGUGUGAAGGUUUUUCCACGAAUUCAAGUGAUUCUGUGAUUUGCGCCAAGUCCGCUGAACCAGGCAAAGCUAGGCCGGCCGGUGGUGAUUUCGGCAAUCCGCUCGUAUGCGGGAGAAGAUACUUCGGUGUCACUCGAGAAGUUGUCUUAGUAACCGACACAACUACAAUUGUCUUCACGCCGAUUUGGCCAUACCUGAGUUUUUUUAAUUUAAACCUGAUAUCGUCGGGAACGGUACCAUCCCUUACUGUCUUUUGGUGUUUGACAGGUUUUCUAAUCUUAGACAUAAUUUCUCAACUAUAGGUACAUAAAUUAAAUAAAGAAAUAUGUAUGAUUUUUC